CAUCAUCAAGAGGCUUCCUUAUCUUUCAUAUGCUCAACGGUAGUGGGUCAAGGUUGCUGUUGCCAUAUUAGGCUUCAUUCAAAGCUAUCAUUUGCACCCUGAUCAUCUGGGUUAAACCAAGGAAGAAAAUACCCCAAGGGCGGUCGCUACAAUGACCUCUCUGUCACACUCCGGAGACACCAAGUUCACCGUCUUUAUCCGCCUGCCAUGCUCCCGGGGGGAGUUUGUGGAUCCUCCCCCGAUGGAAUGGAAUGCAGCUAAGGACCAGGCUCUCUGGGAUAUCCUUUCGCGGCCCUCGAAAGGCGAUGAUCUAGAUUGGAAGGCAUUAGCAGAUCACUUCGAAGUCACACUUCAGUUCUUACUUCAGCAGGCAGCAUGGCUGUACGACCGUCAGCUGUCGCAAGUGCGCGCGCAAAUGCGCAAAGUGCCGACCACGCAGUCGACAUCUACAUCGCCGGCGCCCGGCUCGAUAUCCGGUAGCACUGCCCUCGGUCAAGCUAAGGCUGCCGCAAGCAAUGCUCCGAGAGCCCCCAGUCGCUUGGCGCAGCAGAAGGAGUCCCUGCCACAACGAGCUCCGAUCCCUAGACGCACAAGCUCGACGACAACCAUAAAUCAACUGAAGUCUGCUCGAGAGCCAUUGCGCAACGAACCACCGGUUUCCGAGCCAAAAGAGCUAAGCCGCGAGGCUCAUGCUCCACGGCCAUCCGCCACGCGACGAGAUCCUCCGAUUCCCAAGUCACCCACUCUCGAGGAGGAAGACCUGACAUCCAGCUCGUCCGAGUCCGAGUCUGGGGAGGACGAGCGAAUGGACAGCCGACGGGGACUCAGAUUCAGACCAUUUGGCAAAUUCUCGACGUAUAAGCCAGGAUUGCGGGAUGAUGAGGAAGAGGACGACGAUUCACCGGCUUUUCUUCCCCUAUCCUCCGGUGCAGCCCAUACCCCCCACCAUCCCUCAGGCUCGGAUCUUCAUGCCACGCUACGAUUGAACGAGGAGGACGUACCUACAGUCUCCAAUCGACGCCCCGCCGAACAACAUCAUGCAGUCAGAAAGUCUCCUACCGCGGAUUCAUCCACGAGCUCUGUCAGCUCCGGAGUCCCAGUGACGCAUUCCGCGACCGAUCGCCGACGACAUAUGCACCAAAGCGGCGGCCCUUUGAGCCCUCGUCGCGCCGCCGAGCUAACCCCCUUCAGUCCGCGGCGGUCGAUUGCAUCUGCGGGUCGAGAGACCAGCGAUGGGACGCCUAGUAUGGGAAGUAGCUUUAGUGACCUGGAUGAUGCCAGCGUCACGCAGUCGGCGCUCGAAGAGGCUCUUAUGAGCAAUAUGCAGCAUGGCGGAAUGGCAAGCCGCAUGAGCACUUUUAGCCAGGCCUUGCGAAGUCGCUAUCUGCCUUGAAUAGGGACUUUGAUCUCACUGUUCUUUUCUUUUCUCAGUGUCUACACCGGAUGAUUUUCUCAAGCAAAGGGCGUAUCGACAGAUUGGAUGUACUCAAAUCUACCAAUGUUUCUUCGUAUACCUCUAAAUGCACCAUGAUCACUUUCGGUCCCUUGACUACCAUGUACAGUACGACUCAUCUCAAUUGGCUGUCCGAUCAUGACAAGUGUCAUUUCAAGUCGUUGAAGCCGGUUUCCCACCCACAGGAGAUUCCUCGUCUGUUCUCCGGGGUACUCAGUACAAUCACCGUGCUUAUCUCCGCCAGGCUUGAGCUUAAAUCCUGCAGAACCCGGGGGCUUAUCGCAACCUGCUCGGAUCGGGACUAGCGCUGUCAGCACGACGGAGAUAAGACCCAGGAGCUUGCCAGCUUUCUUUGGCUCGACAAACC
Messenger RNA from Aspergillus japonicus CBS 114.51, 1820 nucleotides. Its product is annotated as multidomain presynaptic cytomatrix related protein. NCBI's taxonomy places the organism in Eukaryota, Fungi, Ascomycota, Eurotiomycetes, Eurotiales, Aspergillaceae. The coding region runs from base 152 to 1393 and encodes 413 amino acids. Gene Ontology annotation, cellular component: phagophore assembly site. The transcript has 7 exons. The record is from RefSeq and is a predicted model, not a curated record. Gene Ontology annotation, biological process: autophagosome assembly.